CCCCCCCCACCCCCCUUCCUCCCUCUCAUUGCCUCUCUCUCCUCUGCUUGAGCCAGUUGUGAGCCAGGUGCCCAGGUCCAGCAAAAUUGUUUCUUGAUUGGUUUCACACGGUGUCUGAAUUCUGAAGAACGGACAUGGCGGCACUGGAGAAGAAAGCGCACGCGCCCUUCCCAAGAGCAGCGAAGCCCUCCAAUCCUUCAGCAAGGCUCAAGCGAUCCAAGAGUGACUUGGAGGACAAAGAUGCAAAGGGUGCUCUCCGGUCUUCACAGAAAUCACCCAAUAAAACUAAGCUGCAAGGUAAAAAUUCAAACUCUCACCAGAAAUGUGAAGCCAAGAAGGGAAUUCAGCCAAGGAGCGAGGCGCAGAACUCCCUGAAGAAAGAGAUUCUGCAACUGGAGAUGCACCUCAAGGAUCAGCAGGUGGUGCGCGGCGCACUGGAGAAAGCGCUGGGGCCUGAUCCUGCUCCUGUCACUCUCCAAAAUGAGAGCCCGAUGCUAAAGCCGGCAACUCAGCUGAUAAGGGAGGUUGCGACAUUGGAGCUGGAGAUCAAGCACUUGGAGCAGUACCUGCUAACACUCUACAGGAAAGCAUUUGAGCAGCAGCAGCAACAGCAAGCACCCACAUUGCAGUCUUCAGAUGCUCACCGGGAGGCGCCGAAGCUGUCAGUGAGCUCAAGGUCUGCGCAGCUGGAUGAGACGCCGAAGGCGAAGGCUCCUAUCAGGAAAGGAGAUGAUCCGAUGCUCCAUUACAGCUGCCCUCCACUCAGAAAGGGGAGGAAUGGCGCGGCGGAUGAUUCUUCGCCGUCGACGUGCCCGAGGAGGACUACAGACUUCGAUCAUGGCCUCCGCAGCCAGUCUGCGCUGUCGUUCCGGGGAGUGUGUUCGUCCAGGAUAUCACCCACAGAGGACAGUCUCGCGAGGGCUCUUCGAUCGUGUCACUCUCAACCUUUCUCCUUCUUGGAGGAAGGGGAGACUGCAACAUCAGGAGUGGUAAGCUUGGCUGACUACCUGGGUACUAACGUGGCUGACCACAUCCCUGAAACUCCCAACAACCUUUCCGAGGAGAUGGUCAGGUGCAUGGCAGGGGUGUUCUGCAAGCUCGCCGAUCCUCCUCUGGUUCACCACCGGCCGUCGUCGUCGCCUUCCUCCUCGCUCUCCUCAGCGAGUGUGGUGUCUCCACAGUACCUCGGGGACAUGUGGAGCCCCAGUUGCAGCAGGGAAGCGACGCUCGACUCCCGGCUGAUCAACCCCUUCCGUGUCGAGGGCCUCAAGGAGUUCAGUGGACCGUACAACUCCAUGGUCGAGGUCCCGUCGAUCUCCCGUGACCGGCAGAGGCUCAGAGAAGCUGAAGAUCUGCUCCAAACCUACAAGUUGCUUCUUUAUCGGUUGGAGACUGUUGAUCUGCGGCGGAUGACGAACGAGGAGAAGCUCGCUUUCUGGAUCAACAUACACAACGCAUUGCUGAUGCAUGCCUACCUCAAGUACGGCGUCCCACAGAACCAUCUGAAGAAGACAUCACUGCUUGUCAAGGCUGAAUGCAAGAUCGCCGGGCGCACCAUCAACGCGGCGGUCAUCCAGGGCCUGGUUCUCGGUUGCAGCACACACUGCCCCGGACAUUGGCUGCGGACUUUGCUGCACCCAAGGAUCAAAAGCCGGGGGAGCAAAGCGGGGAGCGGCGAGUGGCAAGCCUUUGCCGUUCAUCAGUCGGAGCCCCUUUUGCGCUUUGCGCUUUGCUCGGGGAGCCACUCCGAUCCCGCGGUCCGGGUGUAUUUCCCGAAGCGGCUGUCGCAGCAGCUGGAGGCGGCGAGGGAGGAGUACAUCCGGGCGACGGUGGGGGUGUGGAAGGAGCACCGGGUGCUGCUGCCCAAGCUGGUGGAGGCCUACGCCCGCGACGCCAAGCUCUCGCCGGAGCGCCUCGUCGACGCCGUGCAGCGGAGCCUCCCGGAGAGCCUGCGGACGGCGGUGCAGCGCUGCCGGGGCGGCAGGUCCGCCGCCAAGGUCGUCGAGUGGGUGCCCCACCGCCAGAGCUUCCGGUACCUGCUCGCCAGGGACCUCGCCUUCCCGCACCUCAGCUGAUGUCUCUCAAGUCUCGCCGGCGUUGCUAGCUGCCGCCGCCGCUCGCUAACUGCAUCGAUCAUUAGGUGGUGGUGAUGUGUUCAUAGAUUUGAUUCUGGCAUGAUUGUUUGCAUCCAUGAUUUUGUAGGAAAUGGGUAUUCUCUUGUGUGUGUGACAGAGGGAAAAGCUGCGCAGUGUGUGUGAUCUGCGCGCUGUAAAGGGAAUUUGUAGAUAGCAACACAAAAAUGAAAAAAAAAGAGAUGAAAAUUUGCAGGGGCAAACUAUGAUGCUUUGAGUUCA
Panicum virgatum (switchgrass) is the source of this 2354-nucleotide messenger RNA. RefSeq lists its product as uncharacterized. The record is from RefSeq and is a predicted model, not a curated record. NCBI's taxonomy places the organism in Eukaryota, Viridiplantae, Streptophyta, Magnoliopsida, Poales, Poaceae. Bases 135 to 2075 code for a protein of 646 amino acids. The transcript has 12 exons.